Molecule: messenger RNA, 1376 nt
Organism: Glossina fuscipes
Lineage: Eukaryota; Metazoa; Arthropoda; Insecta; Diptera; Glossinidae
Gene: Ktl
Product: BTB/POZ domain-containing protein KCTD12
Exons: 1
Coding region: 562-1245 (227 amino acids)
Biological process (GO): protein homooligomerization
Source: RefSeq, a predicted model, not a curated record
AAAAGAAUCCUCCGUGAACGAACAUACAAAACUGAUGCAACGGGAUAAAUUAAUUGAGUUUCGUUAAGAAAAAAACUUCUUCACUAUGAUUUAAAUUAAAUCCAUAUAAAUAAUUAUCUACAACAAUAUUAUAUGAAUGAAAUACAAAAUACAAAAAAGAAUUUAUUAUCUCUCCCGAUGAAUACUGACAAGUAAUUUAUUGCAAAAAAAAAAAAAAAAAAACAUAAAAAAAGCAUUUGGUGAAAAAGUUGUGUUUUUUGUUUUUUUUGUUUUCCUUUUGGUAACGUUUACAACAUUUUGAAUCAGUGAAGCGAGCUAUAGAUAGAGAAAAUAAUUUUAUUAUCAGCCUUUAAUUGUGUUUCAAUAUCGAUUGUUGUAAUAAAGUGAUAAUUGCUUCAGUAGAAAACGAUUAUGCAGGAAGAGCAAACACUUUUGUUAACGUAAAUCCUAAUAAGAUAAGAUAUAAGUGUCCUGUGUACCACCAUUAACCACAUUAACAACAACAUACAAUUUUCGUUUCGUUCGGCCAAGUGAAGACAAUUGCUAAGCCAAUCAGCUGCAAUGACAGAAAUCAUUGAACUUAAUGUUGGUGGCGUUCACUACACCACCACAAUGGAUUCUUUGCUUCAGGAUAAGUCAUCGCUUUUAUGCGAAAUGUUUAGUAAAAAGGACGAUUUACUUAAGGAUGCCAAAGGACGUUACUUUUUGGAUCGUGACGGUGUCCUAUUUCGUUACAUUUUGGAUUAUUUACGCGACAAGCAACUCAAUUUGCCCGAAGGAUUUCGUGAAAAACAGCGCCUUCAAAAGGAGGCGAUGCACUACAAAUUGAACGGUAUGCUGGACUGCAUGCGUAGGGAACGUGAAUCGCGUACACCCGGCUGCAUAACCAUCGGAUAUCGUGGCAGUUUUCAAUUCGGUAAAGACGGUUUGGCCGAUGUCAAGUUCCGCAAACUAUCACGUAUCCUGGUGUGCGGUCGUGUGGCAUUAUGUCGCGAAGUAUUUGGCGACACUCUUAACGAAUCACGCGACCCCGACCAUGGAGGCAUUAACCGUUAUACAUCACGUUUCUUUCUGAAGCACUGUUUCAUUGAGCAAGCCUUUGAUAUGUUGCAUGAGCAAGGCUUUCGAAUGGCCGGCAGUUGCGGUUCGGGUACAGCCGGCUCAGCGGCUGAACCUAAGCCCGGAGUGGAUGCCGAAGAGAAUCGAUGGAAUCAUUACAAUGAGUUUGUUUUCAUACGUGAAUAAACUCCAUUUUUUUUUUUUUUUUUCUUGCAAGCAUAAAUGUCAUAAAAUAUGAGCUGACUUUGGUAAGAUGCACGUAAUUGAACCGCUCACUCGGAAACUUUAGCCAAAAAAAAAAAAAAAAAAGGAAAAAA